This is a messenger RNA of Caretta caretta (loggerhead turtle), 3438 nucleotides long. RefSeq names its product tyrosine 3-monooxygenase-like. Gene Ontology annotation, molecular function: tyrosine 3-monooxygenase activity; iron ion binding. The record is from RefSeq and is a predicted model, not a curated record. NCBI's taxonomy places the organism in Eukaryota, Metazoa, Chordata, Testudines, Cheloniidae. Gene Ontology annotation, biological process: dopamine biosynthetic process from tyrosine. Gene Ontology annotation, cellular component: perikaryon; axon; cytoplasm.
CCUACAUCCACCCCAAGCCCACCUCGCACUGUAAGGACGCCGGGGAGGGUUUUGCCCCACAGCCCUGCAUAGACCCCUUUCGCUGCCUAUGGCAGAUCUCCGCCGGGGCUGGCUCUAAGCAAGGCGAGGACGAGGGCUGGCUCUCGGAAACUCGGCGCCUGCGGGCGGGGUGAGCUGCGCCCCCAUGGGCACAGGUGUCGCCCCUGGCGGGGAUCUGGAUUUCCUGAGCCGGUUUGCGAUGAAGACCGACGCUGCGGGCGCCCCAGGCAGGAGAGCAAGCCUCAGAGAAGAUGCGGAGAAGGAAACUCCGGCCCCAGAGCCCGUGGACAAGGGAGAGGGCCUGGUCUGGGAGGAAGAGGAAGGAAGAGCCACCCUGAGCCUGACCUUCACCCUCCGGAAUGCUGGAAAGGUCGGGCUGUCCAAGACAGCCAAAGUCUUCGAGGCUUCUGAAGCUGGAAUCCAACACCUUGAAACCAGGCAAGCCAAAAUAUCCAAGAACACUACCGAUGACCUCGAAUUUUUUGUCAAAUGUGAAGUUCAUAAUUCUGAUGUCAGUGUCCUUAUAAACUCCUUAAAGAAAGUGGCAGAAGAUGUGAAAACUAUCAGAGAAGAGAGAGUCCCAUGGUUUCCAAAGAAAAUACGAGACCUUGACAAGUGCCACCAUCUGAUCUCCAAGUAUGAACCUGAUUUGGACCACGAUCAUCCUGGCUACACUGACCCAGAGUACAGGAAACGGAGAGCCUUCUUUACAGACCUGGCCUUCAGCUACAGAGAAGGAGACCCUUUGCCUAGAGUUGAGUACACUGCCCAGGAGACCUCUACUUGGAGAGAAGUCUACAGGAAGCUGAGCAGCCUCUAUCCCACCCACGCCUGUAAGCAGUACCUGGAUGCCUUUCAGCAGCUGGAGAAAUGCUGUGGAUACCAAGAGGAUAGUAUACCUCAGCUUCAGGAUGUCUCCAGAUUUUUAAAAGAAAGAACAGGCUUUCAGCUGAGGCCAGCUGCAGGGCUGCUAUCUCCUCGUGACUUCCUUGCCAGCCUGGCAUUUCGUGUCUUUCAGAGCACACAGUAUAUAAGGCAUUCCUCUUCCCCUAUGCAUUCCCCAGAACCGGACUGCUGCCACGAAUUGUUGGGCCAUGUUCCCAUGUUGGCAGACAAAGAAUUUGCACAGUUCUCACAGGCUAUUGGACUGGCUUCUCUUGGCUCAUCUGAUGCUGAGAUUGAAAAACUGGCAACACUCUAUUGGUUUACUAUUGAGUUUGGUCUCUGCAAACAAAAUGGAUCCAUCAAAGCUUAUGGGGCAGGACUCCUUUCAUCAUACGGGGAGCUUGUGUAUGCGUUAUCAAAUAAGCCUGAGCACAAACCGUUUGAUCCCGAACUGACUGCAGUUCAUCCAUAUCAGGAUCAGACCUUCCAACCUGUCUAUUUUGUCGCAGAAAAUUUUGAAGAUGCCAAGGCCAAACUCCAAAAAUAUGCUCUGAAGAUCAAGAAGCCUUUUUAUCUUCACUAUGAUCCAUUCACCUGCAGCAUAGAGGUUCUGAAUACACCUCAGAAAGUCAAGAACACGCUCAGUCAAAUGAAAGAGGAGCUGAAAAACCUGUGCUUUGCCCUUGAACAAAACCCUUCUUAAAAACCCGUCUUAGCUGUGCUGAAAUGUGUACAAAUAACUCUAGAACUUACUGAUUUCUAGUGGUGAAACUGUGUGUCGGAAAAGCCUAACUCAUGAGUAGCUGAGUCAGUCUAAUCACCUCAGUGGGUCAAGCUACACAAUCUUAGCCACAUUCAUGACUUGUUAUAGUAUGUUUCAGUGACAAACAACAAAAUCUUCUACUUUUGAUAGGCAAUGUAAGCUAGCAUUGAGUGGAGUAUAUUUAUCUACUGUUGUACCCUUUAUUGCAUUAUACUGAUAUAUAGAAACCCAUGCCACUUUUCUAGGACUAUCUCAUUGAAUGACACCACCUUUCAGACACGCGACUUUUGUUUGCCAAUUAAAUGACCUCAAACUAUCUGGGCUGAUAACUGCUUGAAAACAUCAUCUAUAAAUUUUUGGAGCUCAGUUCUGCAAACAGUUACUAAGACGUCUAAUACGAGUUACCAUGCAUAGUUCCCUCAAUAUGCCCUGUAGAAAAUGUUUGUAGGAUCAGGCCUUGAACUUGUACAUGGUAUUUAUUUGAGACUGCCACUUCAUUUAACAGCCUUCAUAUACUGGUAGAUAAUUUAGUGCCAGUCACUGGGGCCCAAAGUUUGCUAUGGAUUUACUUUCCUGUAUUUCUCUCUCACACACACAAUUUUUCUUUAGAGCCAUUUUUUUUAUUGCAUCUUGUAGUAAUAUAUCUGUCUGCUUCUUGCCAAUUGGGGCAAAGGCAAAAAUGUUUGAUGACUAAUAAUAAAUCAUUUUUGAAUAAAUCAAGUUUUUUUAAAAAAACCAAAUAUUAUGUUCAUCAAGCUGCUUAUUUUGCUUUGAACCAUGUGCUCAAGAAAAAAUAGGUGGAGAAUAAUGCCAGAGAGGAAGAGCUAUCAAAAUAUUUUCUAUAGAUGGACUCUGCAGGCCAUAGGGUCUCGUUCGUGAAUUCCCUCUGAGAGACUGAAUUUGGAUUUUAGUCUUGAGUUUGGCUGGAGCUCAGAGUAGACCUAUAUUUGGAAGAAAUGGCUUUGUUUUGUCCAAGGCCUCACACUUCCCUUGGAGGGACUCCAGGGCCGCCCACACACCCUUGUCUUUUCCAGUUCCUGGAGCAGUGAGAGAAAAAGAAAUAACUUAGGGCCAGCUUCUCCUGCCCUUACACAUGCUUAUUAGUGCCUUACUUCUCGAAUAAGGCCAUUCAUUGCAGUGGAAUAACAGUGGCAGAAUCUAGUCCUGAGCUGAUUUUGGUGUUUUUAACAACACACUAUUUUGACAAACUGCAGACUUAAUGGCAAUUGGCCAGAUUCAUCCCUGGUGUAACUUCAUCAACUCCUAUGGAGUUACAACAGUGAUUAAUGUGACUCAUGAUUUCAGGGGUAAAUUGCUCUUUCCAUAAGAGGCAAAACCUGCAGUCCUAGGUCAGGGUCUCAUAUGAUCCAGCAAAGGCUGUUCCAAAAGCAGCAGUCAUCACACUUCCUUAAGGACUAAAUUCUUUAACCCUUAUUUGGUGUAAGGACAGAGCAAGAACUGCAGGGUUUGACCCAAAAUGACGUGGACCAAUUGCGUUGCUCUUACAAUAGCUGUUGUUUCAUCAUCAUAAAAUAACCAUGAAAAGGCGAUGCCAGAUGAGGGUGACAGAGGCUAGCAGCAGACCAAAUCAAACAGAAAAAAACUAUAUAUAGUUCACAUUUGAGUUGUUUCAUGUUAAUCUCUCAUAGGGUGACUUGAAAGCCAAGUAAAACAUGUCUUGUGACUUGAAACUGAACUACUGAUGAACUCCCUGUGGUGGAUAUUUUGCUUAUCGUGAUAAACUUAUUUUU